Messenger RNA from Salvia hispanica, 2032 nucleotides. Lineage: Eukaryota; Viridiplantae; Streptophyta; Magnoliopsida; Lamiales; Lamiaceae. The record is from RefSeq and is a predicted model, not a curated record.
AAUUUGUACAUCAUUAUUCUCUCUCAGGAAACCAUGAAAAAAGCUACUGCAUCAAUCUUGCUCGGAAUACUAGUGAUAUGUUGCUGCAACGAGGCAUCGAACGCGGAUUACGCCCUAUACAAAGAUCCGAAGCAGCCGUUGAAUCGAAGAAUAAAUGAUCUAAUGAAAAAGAUGACAUUAGAGGAGAAGCUCGGCCAAAUGGUGCAGAUUGAGAGAUCUGUCGCAUCUCCACAAGUCAUGAGCAAAUAUUUCAUAGGGAGUGUGCUGAGCGGGGGAGGCAGUGUCCCGGCCCCACAAGCGACCCCCGAGGCGUGGGUGGACAUGGUCAACGAGCUCCAGAAGGGUUCUUUGUCGACCCGCCUCGGGAUUCCCAUGAUUUAUGGGAUUGAUGGAGUACAUGGGCAUAAUAAUGUGUACAAUGCCACCAUUUUCCCUCACAACAUUGGUCUAGGUGCUACUAGAGAUCCGCAACUGGUGAAGAGGAUCGGAGUAGCAACUGCUCUUGAAAUCAGAGCUACAGGAAUUCCAUAUACUUUUGCACCUACUAUUGCGGUGUGUAGAGAUCCAAGAUGGGGUCGUUGCUACGAGAGCUACGGUGAAGAUCCAAGCAUAGUUCGCGCAAUGACAGAACUCAUACCCGGUUUACAAGGAGACAUACCGCCUAAUUCUCCAAAGGGCGUGCCAUACCUAGGCGGACAAGACAAGGUGAUAGCUUGCGCGAAACACUACGUUGGCGAUGGCGGAACAACCACCGGCAUCAACGAGAACAACACGAUAGCAACAUGGCACCAAGUGAUGAGCAUCCACAUGCCCGCCUACUUCAACUCCAUCAUCAAGGGCGUCUCGACCGUCAUGGUCUCCUACUCCAGCUUAAACGGCGUCAAGAUGCACGCUAACCGCGACCUCGUCACCGGAUUCUUGAAGAAAACCUUACGAUUCAGAGGGUUUGUGAUAUCAGAUUGGCAAGGAAUUGAUAGGAUUACUUCUCCACCUCAUGCUAACUAUACUUACUCAAUCCUCGCCGGAGUUAACGCCGGAAUCGACAUGAUUAUGGUUCCGUACAACUACACUGAAUUCCUCGAUGGCCUAAAAUUUCUAGUUGAAAACAACUUCGUCUCCAUGAGUAGAAUCGACGAUGCGGUCAAGAGAAUCCUAAGGGUCAAAUUCAUAAUGGGCCUAUUCGAGCACCCGCUGCCCGACUACAGCAUGACCAAGUACCUAGGCAGUCAGGAACAUCGGGAACUGGCGAGGGAAGCGGUGAGAAAGUCAUUGGUGCUACUCAAAAACGGCGAUUCGAGUCACAAACCAUUGCUCCCACUCGACAAGCACGCGCCAAAGAUCUUAGUCGCCGGCACACACGCCAACGACAUCGGCAACCAAUGCGGAGGCUGGACCAUCCAAUGGCAAGGCCAGAGCGGCAACAUCACCUCCGGUAUGCAUAUAUCCAAAUUUUAUUUAUACCAUUUUGCGGUGGUGGUGGUGGGGGAAGUGCCGUACGCGGAGACGAACGGGGACAGCCUGAAUUUGACCCUGCCCAAGCCCGGGCCGGGCAUUAUAUCGAACGUGUGCGGUUCGGUCAGGUGCGUGGUGGUCCUGGUCACGGGGCGGCCCGUGGUGAUCGAGCCGUAUCUCGGGCAGAUGGACGCCCUGGUGGCGGCGUGGCUGCCCGGGACGGAGGGGCAGGGCGUGGCCGAUGUUUUGUUCGGGGAUUUCGGGUUUACGGGCAGGCUGCCCCGCACUUGGUUUAGGACCGUGGACCAGCUGCCCAUGAAUGUUGGGGAUAAGCAUUAUGAUCCGUUGUUCCCCUUCGGGUAUGGGCUCGCCGCAUAACCCCGAAAACCAAAUAUCCGGAUCGAGACAGUGAAGAUGAGACCAUAUAGUAAUUGAGCUUGUUUCUUUCUGUUUUAUGAAAUUGUUUUUUUGAGUACUCCAUCAGUCCUAAGGAAGAUCAGUCAUUUUGGGAUGGAGUGAGUAUCAAUUAUUGUAAAUCUUCUUAUUUAAAGGUUUCAAUUGAAUUGAAGAGGUGACAACG